Plasmodium cynomolgi strain B is the source of this 1707-nucleotide messenger RNA. RefSeq names its product transporter. The annotation marks the transcript as partial. Gene Ontology annotation, biological process: transmembrane transport. Gene Ontology annotation, molecular function: transmembrane transporter activity. The transcript has a single exon. Lineage: Eukaryota; Apicomplexa; Aconoidasida; Haemosporida; Plasmodiidae. The record is from RefSeq and is a predicted model, not a curated record.
AUGGGGUCCCGAGCAAAGUCGAGCACCCCCCUGGGCCAGCCAGGCCGGGAAGGCCAACCCGAGGAGGAGUUGAAGCACGCAGGGGAAGGGGCAAAAAAGGCAAGUCCCGGGAGCGGAGGCACCAGAUUGAUCAGUUUGAAAGGAUACGACAUGCCAUCCACCUUGGAAGAACUGUUAGACAAAAAAGAAAUCAGAGUUUCCUCAGAACAGAAAACACCAUUCAACAUAAACAGGAAUGUUAUUCUGCUUGUCUAUUUUGUGUUAAUCGUAUUAACCAAUCGUUUAUUCUUUGGAUGGCCAAACCUAUCCAAUCUGUUAUUUCGAGAUGGAGCAUAUAUUUGGAAAUGCAAUAAAAACCCAGAUGGAGGUUAUGACAAGAAUGACGAUAAACGAUAUGUGUGUGAAGAUCAAGAUAAGGCAGUACAGACAAUCUUCGUUUUUGGAUCCUCUGCUUAUUUUGCUUUUUCCUUUUUUAAUGGGAUCAUUGUAGAUUAUUUGGGAUCCAGGUUCAGUAUGCUUCUAGGUCACUUGUUAAACUUAAUCGGAUGGAUCCUCCUGUUAAUGUCCAAUGAAAAUUUUGAUGCAUAUGUUAUAUCUGGGAUCUUCAUCGCAGCAAGUAUCGAUUUGGCAUCCUUCUCAACGUUGAAUGCAUCAGGUUUAUAUCCUGGGAAUGAAAAUUUGAUUGUAAAUAUAAUAUCAGGUGCGGGAUCUCUCUCUGCAGGGACAAUGACAAUUUUGGACUUGCUUAUCAGUGGAUUGAAUUUGAGUUUCAAGACCUUCAUGCUGUGGUAUAUGUGUAUCAGUGUGUGUUUUUUUUUUAUCCUAACGAUUUUUAUGUUCCCGAAGAGUAGGUACUAUAGGCAGUACGAGUUUGACAACUAUUACAACAGUAGGGACUUGAGCAUGAAGGGUGGAGGGGACAUGUCUAAUCGUGCAAAGGGGGGUAGUGGAAGUGGCGUGGUGGAGGUGGCAAAGGGUGGAGGCAAGUCUAUGACACAGAAAGAUAUCGAGAUGAAUGUGCAAAAGAAGGACGGUGUUAAUCCAUCCAGCACCAACGACAGCACUGUUUCGAAUGGGAAUGAAAAAAAAAGCAUGUUUAAUUCGGCAAGCUUUAAAGACCUAAUCAAAAUAUGCACCUGUGCUCAUUUUUUAUGUCUCUGGAUUUAUGGCCCACUGAAUGCUAUUUACAACACCUUCUACUUCAGUGUCGUGGAAAAUAUCCUCUCCAAGGACAAGAACGAUAUUUUGGGUUACAUCCUCCCCUUUGCCUUUAUCCCUUGUAUUAUAAUGGGGAAUUUAUCAGAUAAAUAUGGAGUUAUGGUUAUGUUUACCUACGAGCUUUUUUUCGCCCUAUGCAUGUACGUGUUUAGCUACAUCAAGUCUAACCUAGCCCAAUGGAUCUCCGUUAUUUCAAAUACUAUGUACUCUGCUUGUGCGAAUGGGCAGCUGUGGACCUUUAUCUCCUUUACGUUCAGCUCCAAGUACCACUCCACACUCAUCGGGCUGCUUAAUUUCGUGUGCGGGAUUAUCUCCUUCGUGCGUCUACUCCUGUUCGAGUGGGCCAAGCAAACCAAGUACGAUUUUACUUACAUCAAUUUGUUGAUAAUUGGGUUCAUUUGCAUUAACAUCGGCAUCACGGUGGCCAUCGUGUUCAUUCGGAAGAUCAAGGGGGAGAAGGUGCCCUACGGGGACGAGGACGCCGCCGCG